AUGCCAGAUAGAGGGCAUCGACUUGUGGAUAGUUCCAUUAGUUCAUUUGGAUCCUUCUUACACCAUCAUCACGAACAAGUAAUGUCUCGUCCACAAGUUACCGUCCACGCUUUGACCGGUGAGUCCAGCUCUGCUGCUCUACCUCUACCAGCAGUCUUCUCUGCUCCAAUCCGUCCAGACAUUGUUCACUCUGUCUUCACCUCUGUGAACAAGAACAAGAGACAGGCUUACGCCGUCUCCGAGAAGGCUGGUCACCAGACUUCCGCCGAGUCCUGGGGUACCGGUCGUGCUGUCGCCCGUAUUCCACGUGUCGGCGGUGGUGGUACUCACAGAUCUGGCCAGGCUGCUUUCGGUAACAUGUGUCGUGGUGGUCGUAUGUUCGCUCCAACCAAGACGUGGAGAAAGUGGAACGUCAAGGUCAACCACAACGAGAAGCGUUACGCCACUGCUUCCGCUAUCGCUGCCUCUGCCGUUGCUUCUCUAGUUUUGGCUAGAGGUCACAGAGUCGAGAAGAUCCCAGAGAUUCCUUUGGUUGUCUCUUCCGACCUAGAGUCCAUCAAGAAGACCAAGGAGGCUGUCGCUGCUCUAAAGGCUGUCGGUGCUCACUCUGACGUUGUCAAGGUCUUGAAGUCCAAGAAGUUGAGAGCUGGUAAGGGUAAGUACAGAAACAGAAGAUUCACCCAGAGAAGAGGCCCAUUGGUCGUCUACGCUGAGGACAACGGUAUCGUCAACGCUUUCAGAAACAUCCCAGGUGUUGAGACCGCUAACGUCGCUUCCUUGGGCUUGUUGCAGUUGGCUCCAGGUGCUCACUUGGGUAGAUUCGUCAUCUGGACUGAGUCUGCUUUUGCUAAGUUGGACCAAAUCUGGGGCUCCGAGUCUGUUGCCUCCGCUAAGUCUGGCUACUCUCUACCAAGCAACAUCAUCUCCACCUCCGAUGUUACCAGAAUCAUCAACUCUUCUGAGAUCCAGUCCGUCGUCAGACCAGCUGGCCAGGCUACUCAAAAGAGAAGCCACGUCCAGAAGAAGAACCCAUUGAAGAACAAGCAGGUUCUAUUGAGAUUGAACCCAUACGCUAAGGUCUUCUCUGCUGAGAAGUUGGGUUCCAAGAAGGCUGAGGAGGCCAAGAAGAUCCAGCCAUCUCAGACCUUCCUAGAGACCUUGAAGCACGACUAA
Molecule: messenger RNA, 1173 nt
Organism: Eremothecium gossypii ATCC 10895
Lineage: Eukaryota; Fungi; Ascomycota; Saccharomycetes; Saccharomycetales; Saccharomycetaceae
Product: 60S ribosomal protein uL4
Exons: 1
Coding region: 1-1173 (390 amino acids)
Biological process (GO): translation
Cellular component (GO): cytosolic large ribosomal subunit; ribosome
Molecular function (GO): RNA binding; structural constituent of ribosome
Source: RefSeq, marked provisional